CGCUAUACAACCCCCAUUACCUUCUCGUCUUCUAGUGCCCGCAAACCUUCCUGGUUAACUGAUUUUGCUUCAGACUUCGGCUGGAUUGGCAACUCAUCAUGUCUACGAUCCCCAUUCGCGCAUCUCCCUCCCCAGCAUGGGCGAACGGAUGAAUUGUGGGUUCCUUUAUGUCAUCAUGGCAUCAUCAUCAUCAUCAUUAUCAUCCUUUCUCCUGCCAGCAAUAUCAUCAUCAUCAUCACCGGCUUCUCCUCCGAUCGCCCAAGAAUUUCUGCUGGCCAAACUCAGAAACCCUUCCAUAUCCCUUAUUCUCCCUCCCCGAAAAACCAACCCCUUCUCGAAUCUUCCCAGAUAAACCAUUUCUCCCACUACCUGUUCCUGAUAAACCGGCCGUCGUGCCCCCAUGUCCACGCGCAGAAAGAAACCCGAGACUGCCCCAGCCAGGGCCGAUCGCGCCCAACAACCCGCCGCCGAGUAUGCUAUUAGCUCGGGUAACUACCAUGAGGACCUACUGCAUGAUCUCUUCCACGUCGUCCGAUCCAUCGACCCCGAUUACACUCCGACCCUCGUCGACAUGAUCCGCAAUCAUGCCUCGCUGGACGAGGUGCGGGCCUACCUCACUCGCGCCCUGGCCGCUGCCCAGCCCUCUAUCCCAGAUCAGGAGAACGCCUUGCACCGCCUGGAAGGCCUGCGUCGCGGUAUUGAGGUCGAGAGUGAACCCCCGCGCUUUCGCCCUCAGAUCAUGGACAUCCGGUAUUUGUGCAGUAAUGCUCCUUAUCGCGUCCCUGCCAAACCCUGGACUUCCGUCACCGACGACGAUGACCUCGUCUCCCACUUAGUCUCCCUCUACCUAAUCUGGGACUAUCCCUUUUUCGCCUUCUUCGACAGCGGAACCUUUGUUAAGCACAUGGCCAUGGGCAACACCGAAUCCGACUUUUGCAGCCCCUUCUUAGUCAAUGCCCUAUUGGCCAAUGCUUGCUACUACUCGCAAUACACCGAAGCCUACACUGUCCCCGGUGAUGUCCGCACCAAAGGAGCCGAUUUUCUGGCAGAAGCAGAACGCCAUCUACAAUCGCAUCAGUUUGAGAAGGGAGGCGACAUUCGUCUGGCAUCUUUGCAGGCGCAUCUAUUGCUGUAUGAGAGGUACUCCUUGUCGGGCCACAAUGACUGGGGAUACACUAUGCUGCAUCGCGCCAUUGAGAUGGGAGAGUCGCUAGGUAUCGUCAAUAAGAAGACCGAUUUACGCCUCUCCGUAUCCCAAAUGUCCGAGGAUAUGAUCGUCUCCAUUAAGCGCACCGCCUGGGGCCUGUUCCAGGUAGACACUGUCGUCCAUACAAACUUCCUCCGGCCCAGCCGCGUGCGCUCCGUAAGUGUCGAGCGCAUUGACCGAAAUAGCAUGAACACGAGCGAUAUGUGGGCACCGUACCCAAUAUCUCAAAAAUUCCGCCCGUCGUACCUAAACCUAUAUUUUGAUGAAGCAUGCAAGCUCUCCUUCAUUGCCCGCGACAUUUCCUGGAGUCUUUCUCGCACCGAUCGGUCGGGCACCGAGCCAGAUCAGCGCAAGCAAGAACUCUACGACCGGCUCAGUGCAUGGGAAAGCAAUCUUCCCGAGUGCUUCGAUCCGGCCACGCGACCGGCACCACAUCUACUGCUGCUCAGAAUGCGCUACCAUACACUAGUAAUAAAUCUCUGCUGCGAUCGCUUCGGAUUCCACCCCAUACUCUCCGAGGGUGACGAGCGUACGCCCCGAGAAAGUAAAGGGUUCAGCGCUGUGGAAAUCGCCCUGUCAUCAGCGCGAACUAUCGCCGCGCUCACCCAGCAGCUACGGGUGGAAUAUGGGAUGGAACAUGCCCACCAGUUCGCCAUGUAUUCGGUCAACCUGGCGCUGUUCACCCUCCUCGGUCAGGACACCUUUGAUAUCCUCGACCGCGACUUCCUCACCCUGACCAGCGCCAUGUCAAUCAUUGCCUGCCGCUCCCAACUGGGACGCCACCUCUUCCACCUCUUCAAGCUCUCGGUGCGGUCCCGCAACCAGGGCGAUCGGGUGCAGCAGUCGGAUGAGGUGCCACCCGGGAUCAAGGAGCUGUUCAAGCCAGACUCGAAGGCACAGGUUCCCGACCGGUGGGAUAAAUACGCCGAGGGGUUAACCAAGAUCGACGGCGAACAGAGUUACGUGGACCACUUCCAGGAUGAUCCCCAAUCGUUAGCUACCUCUGGGCUGCACGAGAUGUUGCAGCGAUACGAGCGGUUAAGUGUGGGCAAGGAAGACGAGUGGCGUGACCGUCGGCCAAAGGGAGUGACGCAUUUUUGAACUCCCUCUUUGGCAGGAAUAUAGAUUAGACCAUGUCCCAUUGUGGUCAUGAAACUCAGAUACAUCCCUGAGCCUGUACAUAUCCAUGAUUCGAUUCCAUCUGUAGACGAUACACGAAGUUACCAUUUC
Messenger RNA from Aspergillus eucalypticola CBS 122712, 2437 nucleotides. RefSeq names its product transcription factor domain-containing protein. The transcript has 6 exons. The record is from RefSeq and is a predicted model, not a curated record. Lineage: Eukaryota; Fungi; Ascomycota; Eurotiomycetes; Eurotiales; Aspergillaceae. Gene Ontology annotation, molecular function: zinc ion binding; DNA binding. The coding region runs from base 401 to 2308 and encodes 635 amino acids. Gene Ontology annotation, biological process: DNA-templated transcription.